UUUGAUUUGAUUUGACUUUACAGAUAUCGUAGGCACCGAACACACAGCACCACUUCAUGUGGCUCUUAAAAACCUGCUUUUUUAUCUACAGCUGUCUAUCAAUCCACUCUCUAUUUCUACCUCUUAACUCUCUCUCAACACACUCUCACACGGACACAGAUACAACACAGACACUGACAAAGAAAGUGUUGUUAUGACAGACCUCAGGAUCAAUGAGCUCAGGGUCGACGAAGCAGACACAGAAGCCAGCAAUCACUCGAGUGAAGAAGAGAAUGAGGAUUGGAUUAAACCUCUUAUUUACCAGUCCCAGGGGGCCAAAGAGUUUGCCUACUGUCCCUACAGCAAGUUCCGGGUGGGGGCAGCCCUGUUGGCACAUGACGGAACCGUUUUUACAGGAUGCAAUGUAGAAAAUGCAAGCUACAAUCUUGGUCUCUGUGCAGAGAGAACAACUAUUGCAAAAGCUGUUUCCGAGGGAUACCGACGUUUCAAGACCAUUGCCAUUGCCAGUGACCUGGAAGACCAGUUCGUCUCACCCUGUGGAGGUUGCAGACAGUUCAUGCCGAGAGGCUGGUUCAUCAAGCAAGGCUAUUCUGAGACCCAUGUCCCAGGAGCUGAUCCCUGCAGGCCCUCUCACCAUGCAACAGGAAAAAGAGGAACAGAUUGCAUUAAACGGUUUUGCAGGUAUUUCGGGGACGUGUCUGCCCAACCCAAUGUGAUCAGGGUGUACCGGCCGUUCACAGCGGACAUACCCCUUCUACCCGGUGCACAGGAGGAGUACCCUGAUGUCCUGCCAGACUCAACCCUGAGAGCCUGGGCAACAACCGUACUCUUUACCCGUACACACUGCGUCAGUGCCUGGAGGUGAACGUGCCCAGCAGGAGAGAGGGCUCUCUAAUGGUGCUGCAGCUGCUGGACCUCUUCCUCAUUUCAACCAACAUUGAGUAAUCGUAUUGUUAUUUAAUAUCUUUAUUGUGCAGAUGGUUGCCCCCAGCUGGUUAUCACUGACUGUGGCUGCUGCUUGGCUCAGAAAGACUCUAGUCUACAGCUGCCCUUCAACUCUAUAUGGGUGAACAAAUAUGGCACCUAAGGUAAUCAUCCUCAGAGAAAUACAAUAACACCACCUGAACAUUCAAAACAACAAGCCCUUCUAUUAGGGCUGUCCCUGACUAAAUAAAAUCUUGGUCGACCGAGAUACAUCUGUUCUUUUGACCAAUCGAUUGGUUGAAAUUUUAAAAGGUGCAUUUUUCCUCAUACAGACACACCCUAUGUGUUUUAUUAAAAUCAACUAUAUGUAGGCUAUUGAGCUUGUCUUAUGCUUUAAGAACACUGUGAUCAAAUAAUUAAGACAAACAAAUUACUCAAAAGGGAGCCAGGAGGACCUCCCUAGUGGUGCAGCGGUCUAAGGCACUACAUCGUAGUGCUUAAGGCGUCACUACAGAACUGGGUUCGAUCCCAGGCUGUGUUACAGACGGCCGUGACCGAGAGACAGGUUUGGCGGCGCACAAUUGUCCCAGCGUCGUCCGGCGUUAGAGAAGGGUUUGGCUGGCCGGGAUGUCCUUGUUCCAUCGCGUUCUAGCGACUCCUUGUGGCAGGCUGGGCGCCUAAAAGCUGACUUCGGUUCCCCGUUGUACAGUUUUCCUUUGACACAUUGGUCCAGGUGGCUUCCGUGUUAAGAGGACAGGUGUUAAGAGGCGUGGUUUGGCAGGUCAUGUUUCGGAGGACGCAUGACUCGACCUUUGCCUCCUGAGCGCGUUGAGGAGUUGCACCGAUGAGACAAGAUCGAAAUUGUGGGGUAAAAUACAAAAAUUAUACAAUAUUAAUACCGUAUAAAUCACAAUGGCUACGCAUGGCAUGUCUGCAAGGAACGUGAAACAUUGUAUCAACUAACAACUUGGUCCGGCCUGAAGCUGGCACUAGCAAACUUGCAACAUUGUAUAAAAUAUUCUUAGCCCCCCGAGUUUCCUGUGCCAGUGAGCUCCAGGCAGACACAGCUGUAAACUAUUUGUGCAAAUGAUAAGAAGUAAUCAGGUAGGCCUACUUUAUUACGUUUCCACCGGAUCAGAGCAUGAUAUCCCCCCCUUCACGCGAGGAGUUAUCGAAAGAGAAACGUUGAGGAACUGUUGUCAUUCUCAAUAUAUGUAAAACCAGACUUUGUUUACCUGCUGUUUGAGUUGAAGACAAAAAUGACUUGAUAUUCCUCAAUCAGAUCCCCAAAUGGGUACAUUUAUAGGCCUACAUUUGCGUGCAGGCCAGUUAGCCUAGGCCUAAUUCUAUGCACAAUCAGGUGUACUUCCUUACUCAACAUUGACAGGAGCGCUACAAACAAAACUCCUAAAUGGAAUUAAAUAAACCAAAACGCAUUCCUCACAAGCGUAGCCUAGGUUGUACGGUCCGCAAACACCGUGUCCACUCUGACAAUGAGAAUGGUAAAAUACUGUAAUAAUAAUAUAUUGAAUCCAUUAACAGAAACUCUAGUACCCAAACAGACAUUGUAGAUUAGAACUGUAAACGUACUACUGGUGAUACUGGUGUGCCAUCCCUGCGACCUUCGCAAUGGAUUAGUCCACUGAGACAGGCGUGAAUCAGACAGGUGUCCGUGUGCCAUAAAAAUAAAAUAAAAACAUACUGUAUUUUUGCGACUGCUCGACUAAAAACAUAUCAGUCGACCAACAGCCUAUCGACCAGUCGACUAAAGGGGUUCAGCCAACCCUUUCUAUCUAUCAAUUUUUGAAGCAAACUUCGAUUGUUCUACCAGGAGUUGCUGAACAUCUUUUCAUCUUUGCUCUCUCCAAAGGUGGCCACUGCAGUUCCAAGCCAGGGAGUGGUAAUCAAUUACAGCAAGGCAGAUGCCAGGGCUGUCAGUGCCAUUUCCUAUGAGAUAUUUGGCCAGGCCAACCUGUUCUAUGGAACAGGGGGCCUGGCUAGCAGGUGUUUCCAGGAGAAGCAGCUCCCUGCCCUACCUGCCAGUGUGCUGACAUGCAGCUUGGGGCGGCAGGUAGCCUAGUGGUUAGAGCAUUGGGUCAGUAACUGAAAGGUUGCUAGAUCAAAUCCCCAAGCUGACAAGAUAACAAUCUGUCUUUCUGCCUCUAGUCAGUUCCCCAGUAGGCUGUCAUUGUAAAUAAGAAUUAGUUCUUAACUGACUUGCCUAGAUAAAUAAAUAACAUUUAAAAAAAAAUAGUGGUCAGGCUGCUCAUGCGAAGGAACCCCAAUAAGGUAGGAGUCUAAUUAGGAUUUUCAAACCUUUACUUCAUUGAAGGGUAUGCAAGGUAUUAAAGAUGAAUUCAGUAUUCCGUUCAGUAAAUAAGGGUUUGGUGCUUAGUAUGCAAAUCCAUUACAUUAUCAGAGGUAUCAGAGAUAUGCCCUGAAUCCAAGACUCAUAUUAUGCUCAUAUCGUUGUUUCUCUGCAGUGCCCCAGUGCCAGAAUGGCUGCCAACAUGCUGCAUCUCAGCCUCUGGGGAAGGCGGGCCCUGGCCAAUCAGGACAGCGCUGGUAUGAAGACGUUAGCUGAUUGGCUGCUGUGCCAGUCUGCCAUGGUGCUCCUGAGAGGCUGCAGGCCCAGUGGGAGCUUGGAAGAGGCAGAGCUACAGUACAGAGGUGCUUCAUGUCCAACGUGGACCUGGAAGACCUCAGAUUGUGGUGGAAAUAGAAAAGUCACUCUGUGAAGUUGUGGGAACCCACCAAUAUAAAAUCAUUGAAUUUACCUGAAAAAGGAAUAUAAUAAUAAUGUCAAAAUAGUUUCUCUCCCCAUUUCCACCCAUGUGUGUAGAGCUUUCAGGAAACAAAUACAGUGCGCUCCAAAAGUAUUGGGACAGUGACACAUUUUUUGUUGUUUUAGCUCUGUACUCCAGCACUUUGGUUUUGAAAUGAUACAAUGACUGUAAGGUUAAAGACUGUCAGCUUUAAUUUGAGGGUAUUUUCAUGCAUAUCGGGUAAACUGUUUCGAAAUUACAGCACUUUUUGCACAUAGAACCCCCAUUUUCAGGGAGCAAAAGUAACGAGACAAAUUCACUUUUGUAUUAAAGUAGUAAAAAGUUUAGUAUUUGAUCCCAUAUUCAUAGCGCGCAAUGACUACAUCAAGCUUGUGACUCUACAACUUGUUGGAUACAUUUGCU
Molecule: messenger RNA, 4112 nt
Organism: Oncorhynchus mykiss (rainbow trout)
Lineage: Eukaryota; Metazoa; Chordata; Actinopteri; Salmoniformes; Salmonidae
Source: RefSeq, a predicted model, not a curated record